AUGGGGUGGUGGCUCCUCCCCGUUCUGGCCCUUGCUGCUUUCCAGCCCUCCCAUCCCGAGGAAACCACCUGCGACGGAGUCUGCGGAAGGCGUCCCAUGGCGGGCAGCCAUAACCCCCUCCGUGUUGUGGGCGGCAGCAACGUUCUCCCCGGAAUGUGGCCCUGGAUGGUCAGCUUCCAAAUAAGUACUUUUAGGGGAUUCUUCAGUUUCUGUGGCGGUUCCCUGAUCAGCCCUCGAUGGGUCCUCAGUGCAGCCCACUGUUUUCAGAAAGCAAAGGAAAUACCACACAUCAGCCUGUUGAUGGGCGCCAACCGCAUCUCCAACCCCGGCCCCGAUGCCCAGAGGCGCAGGAUCAAAAGGCUAGUGAACCACGAGCGCUUCGAGCACUUUUUGAACGAUACCUACAGGAAAGUGCACAACGACAUUUCCUUGGUGGAGCUGAACGAGCCAGUCAACUGCACAGACUAUAUCCAGCCAGCCUGCUUGCCGGACAACAGCGUGGCAGUUUCCUUGCUCACGCACUGCUACGUCAGCGGUUUCGGAAUCAUAGACCCGAAAACGAGAAAAUUUCCCGACUUAAUGCAGGAGGGUACUGUUGACCUCAUCCCCAAGGAAACUUGCAGUAGCCCGGACUGGUGGUCCUAUCAGAUCCUUGAGGAGAACAUCUGUGCUGGAAGCAUGGAAGCAGGCAUAGCUACUUGCAAGGGUGACAGAGGCGGCCCCCUCAUGUGCCGGGGGCAGAGGUCCGAACGCUACUGGGUGGUUGGAAUCGCCAGCUGGGGACCGUCUGUCUGCGGCCAGGAAAAGAGGCCGGGGGUCUACACCUCCACACAAUUCUACCUCGACUGGAUCAGGAAGACGACCAACGAGGAGCUUUCACUACCCAACGACCAGCGGCAAAUGGCGCAGCCCCAGGCUUUGCCACGGCUACAACCACCUCCAAGGCCACAGCUCCAACUGCAACAAAAUGGGAAUGACCACCCCUCAGACCCCUCCUGUGGUCUGGCCCACCACCAGACCUUGGCCACCCCUCGAGAUGACCCCGCAGAGGCCUCCAGUAGCCUGGUACACGACCAGACCUUUGCCACCCCCUGA
This is a messenger RNA of Zootoca vivipara (common lizard), 1095 nucleotides long. NCBI's taxonomy places the organism in Eukaryota, Metazoa, Chordata, Lepidosauria, Squamata, Lacertidae. The record is from RefSeq and is a predicted model, not a curated record.